Coregonus clupeaformis (lake whitefish) is the source of this 2932-nucleotide messenger RNA. It is a transcript of the gene angptl2a, whose product is annotated as angiopoietin-like 2a. The transcript is spliced from 6 exons. The record is from RefSeq and is a predicted model, not a curated record. The coding region runs from base 736 to 2295 and encodes 519 amino acids. Lineage: Eukaryota; Metazoa; Chordata; Actinopteri; Salmoniformes; Salmonidae.
AAGGAGGGGGCUCUGUUGAAAAACCGACUAAGGGGCUGCUGUGGUAGAGGUGACAGAGUCAGUGUUAAGACUAUGCCAGAGCUGGAGGAAGCGUGUUCAGGUGUUCUCAGUCUAGCCUUUAUCAAUGGACUCCAACUAAGGUAACAAAGUCUGCAUACGCAGCGUAUUAAUUAACUUACAGGGGGGGGGCGGAAACCCUCAAUAAAGUUCGGACAUUUGUUUGUGCUCAUUACAGACACGGUUACUAAAGAGGGACUUUUCUAAGAGUUCGGCUGCCCCGCUGCUUCUCCGGUCAAUGAGCACGUCAAGUAUUGGUAGGCUUCAAAACAACUGACAUCCACUGCAGAGGAAACGUCUUCAAAACAACUGACAUCCACUGCCAGAGGAACCGUCUGACAGAAGACAGAGAGGAGGAGAGGGAGCACGGGGGGCGGCGGAGGAGGACGAGAGAGAAGGAUCCAUGGAUAUUUCAUGACUUUAUUCACAGAAGAGCCUCAAUCAAACCUGCCGGGAAGGCAAGGGAUUUAAAGGAGGAAAGAGAAAGAGAAAAAAAAAAAAGGGAGAGAGAGCAACGGAAUUAUCUGUAAUUUCCCCUAGCAGCCAAACAAGGGUCCCUCUGAUGGCCACUGACUGAGAGCAGCCCACUUGAAAUACCCAGAAGACCCACACAUACAGAAGGUAAAUGACCCACACCACAGAAGAGACCGUUCUUGUAAGGGCGCUACGGGCUGCAGUAUGAUUCCCCCUGUGGUUGUUCCACUGGUGCUGCUGCUGGUCUGCGGGCCCGGCUCCACACUGCAGGUGGGGGCCGAGGAGUUGGAGAGCAUAGACGAGGUUCUGGAGCCGGAGUUCCUCUACGCUGGACGCACCAAGCGUGCUGUGUCAGCUGACGCCUCCUCGCAAGUGGACAAGUGCUCCUACACCUUCAUCGUCCCCCAGCAAAAGCAAACCGGCGCCAUCUGCGUCAACUCCAAGGAGCCCGACAGCCUCCUAGAGAACCGGGUCAACAAACAGGAGCUGGAGCUGCUGAACGGCGAGCUUCAGAAGCAGCGGCGACAGAUGGAGUCGCUGCAGCAGCUGGUGGAAGUGGACGGAGGCAUCGUCAACGAGGUCAAGCUCCUGCGCAAGGAGAGCCGCAACAUGAACGCCCGCGUCACGCAACUCUACAUGCAGCUGCUGCAUGAGAUCAUCCGCAAGCGCGACAAUGCCCUGGAGGUGUCGCAGCUGGAGAACCGCGUGCUCAACCACACCUCCGAGAUGGGUCGGCUGGCUUCGCGCUACCGCGACCUGGAGCACAAGUACCAGCACCUGUCCACCCUCGCCGGCAACCAGAGUGCCCUCAUCGUGCAGCUGGAACAGCACUGCCGCCGAGGGGGCCACUCGUACGGGGGGGAGAGAGAAAGGUCUCGCCCUGUUCGCCCCCAGCCCCCCGUUGUCCCACAGCAACCUCCGCAGCAGAGGCCGGUAGCGCCGCCAGUAGCUAGCAAACCCUACCAGCCGCCCACCUACACCCGCAGCAACCAGAUCACCAACGAGAUCCAGAGUGACCAGAAUUCCAAAGCGCUGCCACCUCCGCUGCCCACCAUGCCCAGUGGCACUCACCAGCCGUCCACCACAAACAAGCCCUCAGGGCCUUUCAAGGACUGCCUUGCGGCUCUAGAGGAGGGCCACACCACCAGUGGCAUGUACCUGGUCAAGCCUGAGAAUGCCAACCGGUUGAUGCAGGUGUGGUGCGACCAGAGCCACGACCCCGGCGGCUGGACAGUUAUCCAGAGGCGCCAGGACGGCUCAGUCAACUUCUUCAGGAACUGGGACACCUACAAGCAAGGUUUUGGUAACAUUGAUGGCGAAUACUGGCUGGGUCUUGAAAACAUCUACUGGCUGACCAACCAGGGCAACUACAAGCUUCUGGUGAUGCUGGAGGACUGGUCAGGACGCAAGACAUUCGCCGAAUACGCCAGCUUCCGUAUUGAGGCAGAGGCAGACUUCUACAAACUAAGAGUGGGUCGCUACCAUGGCAACGCCGGGGACUCCCUCACGUGGCACAACGGCAAGCAGUUCACCACGCUGGACAGGGAUCACGAUGUGUAUACAGGUAACUGUGCCCAUUACCAGAAGGGUGGCUGGUGGUAUAAUGCCUGUGCUCACUCCAAUCUGAACGGCGUGUGGUACCGGGGAGGCCACUACCGCAGCCGCUACCAGGACGGCGUCUACUGGGCCGAGUUCCGCGGCGGCGCUUACUCCCUGAAGAAAGUGUCGAUGAUGAUCCGGCCCAACCCCAACACCUUCCACUAAGAUCACAGUUCGCAGAGCGAGAACCAACCGCAGGAAACCUUUUGUUAUUAUAAUUUUUUUUUUUGAAUGGGCAUUUCCUCCAACGUGACCCCGUUUCCUCUGUCCUGAGAAUAGGUGCAAUUCAUUUCAGCUUCUGUCCUUUUGUUUUCUUUUGAUUCCCUUUAUCUCUUUACAUACAUAAAUAUAUAGAUAUAGCAUAAAAGUGCAAUGGCUGUCUUCUGUAUGGCUCACAGGGCCAGUGUGGUGUUUUUCCCCCCACAAGGGGUUCAAAGCCCUCUCGCAGAACUCAUCUAGCGUUCUUUGGAGGCACAGUUCCACAUGGUUUACCUUCUCGUUGAACUAGCAGGGCAGUCAAGUUCCCUCUGAGGAGCUUGCAAAACAAUUGCAAUUACAAAAGACACAGGACCUGUGCCUUUCGGACACUGACUUUGCACAUACGCUGAACGAAUGCAGAAGUGAUGGUGCCGGCUUUCAUUGUGUUGCUCUACAGCUGCCGACAAAUGAAACCAAGAGAGAAGUUUGCAUUACAGUUUAUUCAUUGGUUGUGAAAAAGGGGAAAUAUUUUUAUGUUUUUUUGUUGUUGUUGUUCAUAAAUAUACAUAUAGCACAUCUCCAUAAAGAACGUUUUUUGACGGUU